This is a messenger RNA of Pyricularia pennisetigena, 285 nucleotides long. RefSeq lists its product as uncharacterized. Lineage: Eukaryota; Fungi; Ascomycota; Sordariomycetes; Magnaporthales; Pyriculariaceae. The coding region runs from base 1 to 285 and encodes 94 amino acids. The transcript is spliced from 2 exons. The record is from RefSeq and is a predicted model, not a curated record.
AUGAAGAGCGUGACCAACAUGUUAUGGCUUUUCGUCGCCAUCACCGCGGCUCAUCCCACACGGGUUAACACGGCCAGCGUCGCCGUCCGUGUCGCUUCGGCCGACGAACCAUCACCAACCCAGACCGCACCGCCCGGCCUCAAGGAAGGGGACCUCAUAUGCCGGCGCGAUCCAUGCAAGACCUCUUGCUCCCGCUGGGCGCGUAAAUGGUCUCUUGGACGCAGCUGCACCGACUGUCACGAGAUCCACGAUCAUUGCUACUACUCGCCCAAACAAGGCAAUUGA